AUGGAAGGCCCAAGAGUUAUUAUUUCAGGAUUUGCAAAGAGUAAGAGGAAAGGAUCUCCUAAAAAGAAUGCUGAUCUCCUUGAUAUAAUUAGUCUAAAAGAAGAAACAAAGACACCUUCUGAAGAAGAAAAAACCAAGAAAGAAGAGAUUGAAAAUCCAGACCACACAGUCCCAAUUAUCGAGAAGUACUACCUCCGCUUCCCCCAACUCCAAAUCAAUCGCAAAAAUAUCCGCUCUAAAAAGAAGCUGCGACAACUAUUCAUCGACACCGUCAAAAAAUACAUCGGAGUACCUUACGCUAGGCGCAAGUACACCCCUGACGAGAACGAGUACUACUACCCUAUAUAUUUGGACUGCUGAGGACUUAUCAGAAGAGCCAUGUAUGAUCUUAAGGAUAACUUUGGCUUCAAGAUUGGGCCCGGAAAUCAAGGAUACCAAGUAGAUACUCUUCCCAUCGAUCUCCGACAAACUGAUUUGAAGCCAGGUGACUUAAUCUUUUAUUCAGGAACUGCUAUAAAUCCAAAGAAAAAGCCUUGGUGGCAUCACAUGAAACAUGUUGAAAUGUUUACUGGUGGUCCUACAGGGGUCCAAUCUAUCGGCUCUAGAGGAAAGAAGAAAGUAGUGAAUUACUUUGAUAGUUUUAAGUUUGUCUCAAGAUCUUACACUGACAUAAAAUGGCAUUACAAGUCAAUAGACACUUGGCUUGAAGGAAAAUGUAAGAUUGUUUGCCAGGUGCACAGAUUAAAAGGGCCAAAGAUGAAGAAAAAGGUAAAAUCUGCGUAUUUGAAACGAGUCCAUUUCAAAAAACAAAAACAGAAACAGAAAAGACUUGAGAGUUUUGAGCAAAAGAAAAAUACUAAUUUUAGUGUUUUCACUGCUUUCACAGAUAAGUCUUAUUCUUUCCCGGCUUUCCAAUAAGUCCUGAAUAAUGUCAAGGUUAAGAUCCUCCCAUCGGAGACCGAUGAGCCAGGUGAAUGGAACGAGAAAGCGAGGAU
This is a messenger RNA of Moneuplotes crassus, 995 nucleotides long. The record is from the annotation of a GenBank genome assembly. Lineage: Eukaryota; Ciliophora; Spirotrichea; Euplotida; Euplotidae.